AUGGAUGCAGAGGACUCUGGGAAUGAGUUCCCUAGGUCGGAAGGAGAAAGAGACCAACAUCAGAGACCUGGAAAGGGAACGAAGAGUGGGGAGGCAGAAUGGGGCAGAGGUGAGCUGGGACAAGAUGGGAGACCGCUGUCCUCCACCGUCUCCCUCACCAGUAACAGGUCCUUGAGCCAGCGCCGGAACUCUCCGCUUCCUUUUCAAUGGAGAGUCGCACACAGUUUCCACUGGAUGGCCCAGGUGUUGGCUUCUGAGCUCAGUCUGGCUGCCUUUAUCCUACUGUUGGUCAUGGCCUUCUCCAAGAAAUGGCUGUACCUCUCUAGGAGCCGCUUCUACCAGCGCUGGCCCGUAGAUGUCAGCAACAGAAUCUACACAUCAGCCCACAUCAUGUCGAUGGGCCUCCUGUACUUCUGCAAAUCCAGGAGCUGUUCUGACUUAGAGAAUGGGAAAGUGACCUUCAUCUUCUCCACCCUCAUGCUGUUCCCCAUUAACAUCUGGAUCUUCGAGGUGGAGAGGAAUGUAUCCAUCCCCAUCGGAUGGAGCUAUUUCAUUGGUUGGCUGGUGCUUAUUCUAUAUGUCAGCUGCGCGAUCCUUUGCUACUUCAACCAUAGAAGUUUCUGGAGUCCGAUUCAGCCCAGUGGCACCGUGUCCUGCAGCAGCAGUUUCGGCUCAGUAGAAGAAUCUCCAAGGGCACAGAUGAUCACAGACACCCCCAUCACCCAGGAGGGAGUCCUGGAUCCUGAGCGGAAGGAUACACACCUGUAACCUUUUCUGAACU
Piliocolobus tephrosceles (Ugandan red Colobus) is the source of this 781-nucleotide messenger RNA. RefSeq names its product outer dense fiber of sperm tails 4 (gene ODF4). The record is from RefSeq and is a predicted model, not a curated record. Lineage: Eukaryota; Metazoa; Chordata; Mammalia; Primates; Cercopithecidae.